Loa loa (African eye worm) is the source of this 778-nucleotide messenger RNA. RefSeq names its product Sm protein. NCBI's taxonomy places the organism in Eukaryota, Metazoa, Nematoda, Chromadorea, Rhabditida, Onchocercidae. Gene Ontology annotation, molecular function: U7 snRNA binding. Gene Ontology annotation, cellular component: U7 snRNP. The transcript is spliced from 4 exons. Gene Ontology annotation, biological process: mRNA 3'-end processing by stem-loop binding and cleavage. Bases 1 to 687 code for a protein of 228 amino acids. The record is from RefSeq and is a predicted model, not a curated record.
AUGAAUUUCUUUUCUUCGAGUUUUAAUGCUGAAAAGGUUUUAAAUGAUCUUAGACUGUCCAUCACUGAGUCGAGAAGUUUCGAAUCAGUUGAUGAAUUUGAACAAUACUUACGGAACACGGAUGCUGCACUUGUCGCGCAAUUACAAAAGCUAGAAGUUCGGGGAAAUUUAGAGAAGAAAUCAUUUACUGGGCUCAACAGGGAAGCUCGGCUAUCACAGAUGUGUGCACGAAGAGGAAGAAACGUAACUGAACCUGUCGAGCAGUUAAAAGGAAGCUUCAAUAAAAGAUGGAAUAGUAUUAAUUUGUUCCGAACAGAUCAGCAGGGACCAAUGAGACGCCUAGAGGAAUGCAUGGAACAAGGACAUUCAGUAUGUAUUAGUUUGCGAGGACGAAAUUGUGUGAACUCUUUCAUUCAAGCAAAAAUUGUCGCGUUUGAUAAGCACUGGAACCUGCUGAUAAGAGACGGUGAUGAGAGUUUCAAGCCAUCAGUACGAAUGAACUGUCGAGCUAGCAAAAGUAUGCAGAUAACAGGACCACACCAAUAUUCUCAAAGCCAGUGUGAGAGCAGGGAAGGUAAAACAGAAACAAUAUGGCGACGUCAUCUACCGUGUUCUCUGAUACGUGGAGACGACGUUGUCCUAAUAUUCGUUUCUCCACGAUUGCCUGUUAAGCACUUCUUACGGUAAGUGCGUUUGCAGAGACUUUUAUACUUUGGUUAUAUGCAGUUUGUGGCAAAAACAUUUGGAAUAUUUAGGGAUGAUCAGCAAAGAACUGAGA